Molecule: messenger RNA, 699 nt
Organism: Candidula unifasciata
Lineage: Eukaryota; Metazoa; Mollusca; Gastropoda; Stylommatophora; Geomitridae
Source: the annotation of a GenBank genome assembly
AUGGAAACAUCAGACGAACAAAGGAAGAAUCCAUCCAGCAAAAACGUGGAAGACCACAACAGUAUACUAAAUCCACACCUAGGCCAGACACAGACCCACUCGUCUUUCUCGGAGACUGCUCCUGCUCCUUCAGCUUCUGCGUCUCCAUCUGCCGAAUCUCAUGCCAGCACCUCCUCGGGUGCUGCUUUUAAUUCAGCGGGCACCAUUACGAAAAACAGAAAUAAACAGGAGUCCCAAACGUGUGAGGUUACGGAAGCAAGUUGUGCUUUAGAGGAUUCAAACUACCCGGAGGAAAAACAGAAAAUGCUUGAUCAACCUUUGGCAGAUUCACCCAAAUCUCAUAAAACCGUGAUAAUUAAGAAAGUAGACUGUACCGUUGAAGGGGUGCCAGCUGAGGUAAAACCGGAAUUGCUCUCUAUUCCGCAAACAAAUUUUGCUAUCGGGGUACUAGUCAUGUGCUGCUUCAACCCCCCGUUUGGACUUUUAGCUCUGUACUUUUCCCUGAGAUCGGCAGCGGCGUAUCGUGACGGGGACAAAACUAAAGGAGCUUGGUUUGCGCGUACAUCCAUAGUGGUCAGUUUGUUAGGGAUCAUGCUGACCAUGGUCAUCAUCACUAGUGUGGUCCUAUAUAUUGCUGUCAAUAAAAACAACGCUAGGAAAGCCAGCCGAAGAGCCAGCUCUAAUACCCUUGGAUUCUAG